Messenger RNA from Camelina sativa (false flax), 1091 nucleotides. Its product is annotated as expansin-like A1. Gene Ontology annotation, cellular component: plasmodesma; plant-type cell wall; extracellular region. The record is from RefSeq and is a predicted model, not a curated record. Gene Ontology annotation, biological process: sexual reproduction. NCBI's taxonomy places the organism in Eukaryota, Viridiplantae, Streptophyta, Magnoliopsida, Brassicales, Brassicaceae.
UCUUUGUCCUCUCUUCUCUAAACUCAUGUUAUUCACAUAUCUCUCUUCUCUCUAAUUUGAUCAUUAUAGAUAUUAUUUGUUUCUUCAAGAAAAAGAAAACACAAGAAUGGGAAGCUUUCUCUACCUUGUUGUAGUCAUCUUCAUCAUCUUCUCUUCAUCAGUUAACGCAUGUGAUCGAUGUCUUCACCGUUCUAAAGCAUCUUAUUUCUCCUCUGCUUCUGCUCUCUCUUCUGGAGCUUGUGCUUAUGGCUCUAUGGCUACUAGAUUCUUCGCCGGACACAUUGCAGCGGCUACACCUUCAAUCCACAAAGAUGGUGCUGGUUGUGGAGCUUGCUUCCAAGUCAGAUGCAAGAACCCUAAGCUGUGUAGCAAUAAAGGAACCAUUGUGAUGGUCACAGACUUGAACAAGAGUAACCAAACCGAUCUUGUCCUUAGUAGCAGAGCUUUUAGAGCUAUGGCUAAACCUGUUGCUGGUGCUGACAGAGAUCUUCUUAAACAAGGCAUUGUCGACAUUGAUUACCAAAGAGUUCCUUGCGACUACGGGAACAAGAACAUGAACGUGAGAGUGGAAGAAGCAAGCAAACAGCCAAACUACUUGGAGAUAAAGCUUUUAUACCAAGGAGGUCAAACAGAAGUAGUAGCCAUCGACAUUGCAGAAGUUGGAUCAUCACGUUGGGGUUACAUGAGCAGAAGCCACGGAGCCGUGUGGACUACUGACAAAGUACCAACCGGAGCACUCCAGUUCAGGUUCAUAGUUACAGGAGGCUACGACGGCAAAAUGAUUUGGGCUCAGAGUGCUCUACCAGCUAAUUGGGAAGCUGGUAAGACUUAUGACGCUGGUGUUCAAAUCACAGACAUUGCUCAAGAAGGUUGUGAUCCCUGCGAUGCUCACAUCUGGAAGUAAUAACUCAAUUCAAAAUCUCAAUUCUUUAGGCACAAGCAAACACACUCUUCAUAGGUUUAUUAUAUAUAUAUAUAUAUCUAAUGUGUAACAGAGCUGUUUAUUUAACUGAGUUUUAAAGAACACAACGCAAAUCUUGAUUCAUAACAUUACUUUACAACUGGGGGAAACGAGAAUUAAAAAAAAAAAA